CGCGCGCGGGGUCUGGCUCGGACACCAUCUGGUUUGCAAAGGAGAAAGAGGACUGUGCCAGCGAGGGGAACCAGACUUGUCUGGUUCCAGAGGAGGAGUUGCUGCUGCUCCUGCUGUUCCUGCUCUGCGGCUGUUGCUUCUCGGUUUGGGAUCAACGAGCAGCAGGUUUGACUCCACGAUGUGGUGCCUGCUUUCCCUCUGCUGCUGGGGUUUAGGUCUAGCCUCUGGCUGGACGACAUUUCAGCAGACACCCUGGUCUCGAAAUUUUAGCUUCACUUUUUUCCCUCCCUCUCUUCCCUCCUCCUCGUCCUCGUCUUCCUCCUCCUUCCCCCCCUCCUUCUCCCGCCCGGGGGCUGCCCCGCCGCUAUCGCCGCCGCACAAGCAGCAGCAACAGCAGCCCCCUCCGCCUCUGCCUCCUCCUCCUCCUCCUCCUCCGUCGGCCCCGCAGGACUCCUCAGAGAACAAAGUGGAGAAGCUCGGCCAGGACUUCAAACGCAACGUGCGGAAGCUGCGGGAAAAGAGCAGCAACCUGGACCUGGUCUUCCUCGUGGACGAGUCGUCCAGCGUGGGGCACGCAAACUUCCUCAACGAGCUCAAGUUCGUCAAGAAGUUGCUCUCUGACUUCCCCGUGGUGCCCACCGCCACGCGGGUGGCCAUCGUUACCUUCUCCUCCAAGAACAAUGUGGUGCCCCGGGUGGACUAUAUCUCCUCCAGCCAGGCGCAUCAGCACAAGUGCUCCCUGCUCAACCGCGAGAUCCCCGCGAUCACCUACAGGGGUGGAGGCACCUACACCAAAGGGGCUUUCCAGCAAGCAGCGCAAAUACUGCGUCACUCCCGCGAGAAUGCCACAAAAGUUAUAUUUCUCAUCACCGAUGGCUACUCCAACGGAGGUGAUCCGAGACCCAUUGCAACAUCUUUACGGGAGUUUGGAGUGGAGAUCUUCACAUUUGGGAUAUGGCAGGGGAACAUCCGGGAGCUGAAUGACAUGGCUUCCACACCAAAAGAGGAACAUUGCUACUUACUCCACAGCUUUGCAGAGUUUGAGGCUCUGGCUCGUCGAGCCCUGCACGAAGAUCUGCCUUCAGGGAGUUAUAUUCAAGAGGACAUAUCCCAUUGCUCAUAUCUCUGUGAAACAGGCAAAGACUGCUGUGACAUAAUGGCAAGCUGCAAAUGUGGCACUCACUCUGGCCAGUUCGAAUGCAUCUGUGAAAAGGGAUACUUUGGGAGUGGACUGCAACAUGAAUGUACAGCUUGUCCAGCGGGGACGUACAAGCCUGAAGGUUUGCCGGGAGGAAUCAGCACUUGUAUUCCUUGCCCAGAUGAUAAUCACAUAUCAACACCUGGAAGUACUUCCCCUGAAGACUGUGUCUGCAAGGAGGGAUAUCAUCUGGUUGGUCAAACCUGUGAAGUUGUACACUGCCCUGUCCUGCAAGCCCCUGAAAAUGGCUACUUCAUCCAGAAUGUCUGCAAUAACUACUUCAAUUCAGCCUGUGGAAUUCGCUGUCACUCUGGAUAUAAACUAGUGGGGAGCAGUAUUCGGCUAUGUCAAUCCAGUGGCAUGUGGUCAGGUUCAGACAGCACCUGCCAAGCUAGGAGUUGUCGUCCACUCCACAAGCCUGAAGGAGGACAUAUCAGUUGCACUGCAGGUGAAACUACAUACAAUACCGUGUGUUAUGUGUCCUGUGAUGAGGGAUAUAAACUUAAAGGGAUGCCCAAGCUCACCUGCAAAGACUACUCCCAGUGGGACUAUGCAGAACCUCACUGUGAAGAGAUCCUUUGCCCUACUUUUGGGAAACCUAGUGGUGUGAUGAUGUACCCAUCAAACUGUGGCCAGGAACUAGCCAAGAUUGGGACUGUAUGUCAACUGAGCUGCCCCCAUGGAUUCAUCUUAUCUGGAACUCCAGGAAACAUAACAUGCACCAUUUCUGGGGAAUGGAAUUCCGAUGCCCAAGCAGCUGUCUGUAAAGAUGUGGAGGCUCCUCAGAUUGACUGUCCUGACAACAUCAAGGCAGAGACCCUGGAACAGCAGGAUUCCGCUAAUAUUAGCUGGGAAAUUCCACAGGCAAAAGAUAACUCUGGUGAACAGGUCUCAAUUCGUGUUACUCCAGCUUUUACUCCUCCAUACCUUUUCCCAAUCGGAGAAGUUGCUAUCACAUACACAGCAACGGACCGUUCCAGCAAUCAGGCCAGUUGCACGUUCAUUGUCAAGGUUGUUGAUGUAGAGCCGCCUGUUAUUGACAGAUGCAGGUCCCCACCAUCGAUCCAGGUGUCCGAGAAUGAGUAUGGAGCAAUGUGGGAAGAGCCUCAGUUCUCAGACAACUCAGGAGCCUCACUUACUAUCACUAGAAGUCAUUCCCCAGGAGAUCUUUUUCCACAUGGAGAAACAACAGUUCAGUACACUGCCACUGAUCCAUCAGGCAAUAAUCGAACAUGUGAAAUUCACAUCAUUAUCAAAGGUUCUCCCUGUGAAGUACCCUUCACUCCAGUAAAUGGGGAUUUUAAAUGUAGAAAGGACAGUGUUGGACUCAACUGUACAUUAAGCUGCUUGGAGGGCUAUGAUUUUACAGAAGGGUCCACUGAAAAGUACUACUGUGCCUUUGAAGAUGGUAUCUGGAAACCACCAUAUUCUACUGAAUGGCCAGACUGUGCUUUAAAUCGUUUUGCAAAUCAUGGGUUCAAAUCUUUUGAAAUGCUCUACAAAGCAACUCGUUGUGAUGACAGAAACCUUCUAGAAAACUUUUCUGAAGCUUUUGAGAGUGCCCUUGGUAAAAUGGUCCCAUCAUUUUGCAAUGAUGUUGAUGAUAUUGACUGCAAACUGGAGGACUUGACAAAGAGACAUUGUCUAGAAUAUAAUUAUGACUAUGAAAAUGGAUUUGCAAUUGGACCUGGUGGUUGGGGUGCAGCUAACAGACUUGAUUAUUCCUAUGAUGAUUUCGUAGAAGAAAUGCAAAAGCAGACACAGAAACCUGCUAGACAUGCAUCCUCCCGUAUCAAAAGACAUGAAAGGCCCAGUAUUCCUCUGUCUGAUCACAAAAUUAAGUUAAUUUUUAACAUCACAGCUAGCGUGCCUCUGCCGGAUGAAAGAAAUGAUACACUGGAAUCUGAAAACCAGCAGCGGCUCCUUAAGACAUUAGAAACCAUUACAAAUAGGUUGAAAAGGACCCUCAAUAAGGAACCCAUGUAUUCUUUCCAGCUGGCAUCUGAUCUGGUUGUAGCUGACAGCAAUUCGUUAGAAACGGAAAAGGCCUUUUUAUUCUGCAGACCAGGUUCAGUGCUGAGGGGACGUAUGUGUGUUAAUUGCCCUUUGGGUACAUAUUAUUCUCUGGAGCAUACAACCUGUGAAAGCUGCUGGAUUGGAUCCUACCAAGAUGAGGAGGGGCAGCUUGAAUGCAAACUUUGCCCAAGUGGUAGUUACACUGAAUACCUACAUUCUCGGAGCCUCUCUGAAUGUAAAGCUCAAUGCAAGCAAGGCACCUACUCAUCCAAUGGCCUUGAGACUUGUGAAUCAUGUCCACUUGGUACCUAUCAGCCUGCAUUUGGUUCUAGGAGCUGUGCCCCUUGUCCAAAGCAUACGUCAACUGUGAAACGAGGGGCUGUCAAUAUUUCUGCCUGUGGAGUGCCUUGUCCAGUAGGAGAAUUUUCACGCUCUGGUUUAAUGCCUUGUUAUCCUUGCCCCCGAGACUACUACCAACCAGAUCCAGGAAAAUCCUUCUGUCUAUCUUGCCCCUUUUAUGGAACAACAACGAUUACUGGUGCCAGAUCCAUUACAGAUUGUUCAAGCUUUAGCUCUACUUUCUCUGCCGCAGAGGAAAGCAUAAGGUUGCCUGCAUCUCCUGGACAUAUCACCAAGAAGUAUCAAGUUAGUAGCCAGGUUUUUCAUGAGUGCUUUCGAAACCCGUGUCAUAAUAGUGGAACAUGCGAACAAGUUGGAAGCGGAUAUAUUUGUGCAUGCCCACCUGGAUAUACAGGUGUUAAAUGUGAAGUAGACAUCAACGAGUGCAGUUCCUCACCUUGCCUGAACAAUGGAGUUUGCAAAGAUGGUAUUAAGGCAUUCACUUGCCACUGUCAAGCAGGUUUCACAGGUCUGUUGUGUCAAGAAAAUAUAAAUGAAUGCCUAUCUGACCCAUGUUUAAAUGAAGGAGAAUGUAUUGACGAAAUUGGUGGUUAUCACUGCUCAUGUACAAAUGCAUUCACAGGUACUCACUGUGAAAUUGAAAUUAAUGAAUGUAACUCAGAUGUUUGUUUGAAUGAUGCUCCUUGUGAAGAUGGGAUAGGGAGGUUCAUAUGCAAAUGCUUACCUGGCUUUUCUGGUGUCAUGUGUGAAGAAAACCUAGAUGACUGUCUCAGCAGACCCUGUAAGAAUGGAGCUACCUGCGUAGAUGGCAUCAACAGCUUCAGGUGUCAAUGUGUCAAAGGAUAUACUGGACUACAAUGUGAAGAUAACAUCAAUGAAUGUGCAUCCAAUCCAUGCAGAAAUCAGGCCACCUGUGUAGAUUCACUGAACUCAUACAUUUGUAAAUGUCGUCCUGGCUUUACAGGCAGCAGGUGUGAAACAGAACUGUCUGCUGGUUUUAACCUGGAUUUUGAAGUUUCUGGGAUCUAUGGAUAUGUCAUGCUAGAUGGGGUGCUCCCAUCCCUUCGUGCCAUUACAUGUGCAUUCUGGAUGAAGUCCUCAGAUAUCAUCAAUUAUGGGACUCCGAUCUCGUAUGCCCUAGAGAAUGGAAGUGAUAAUACCUUUCUCCUAACAGAUUAUAAUGGUUGGGUUCUUUAUGUCAAUGGAAAGGAGAGGAUAACAGACUGUCCCUCAGUCAACGAUGGCAGUUGGCAUCAUAUUGCAGUCACUUGGACAAGUAUUGGUGGAGCCUGGAAGGUUUAUAUUGAUGGGAAAUUAUCUGACGGUGGCACCGGCCUCUCUGUUGGUACAGCUAUCCCCGGAGGUGGUGCAUUAGUUCUUGGACAAGAACAAGACAAAAGGGGAGAGGGAUUCAAUCCAGCUGAGUCUUUUGUAGGAUCACUCAGCCAGCUCAAUAUCUGGGACUAUAUUUUGUCUCCUCAACAGGUGAAGACUUUGGCUACAUCAUGUCCAAGAGAACUCAGUAAAGGAAAUAUGUUGGCCUGGCCAGACUUCCUGUCAGGGGUUGUUGGAAAAGUGAAGAUCGAUUCCAAGAGCAUAUUCUGUGCUGAUUGCCCAUCUUUAGAGGGAUUCAUACCUCACCUGAGGGUUUCAUCAGCAGAUUUAAAGCCAGGCUCAAAAGUCAGUCUUUUCUGUGAUCCAGGCUUCCAGAUAGUUGGGAACCCUAUGCAGCACUGCCUCAAUCAGGGACAAUGGACUCAACCACUUCCCCACUGUGAAAGAAUCAGUUGUGGAGUACCUCCACCAUUGGAGAAUGGUUUCUACUCUGCCGAAGACUUCUAUGCCGGCAGCACAGUUACCUACCAGUGUAAUAAUGGCUACUAUUUGUUGGGAGACUCAAGGAUGUUCUGCACAGACAAUGGAAGCUGGAAUGGCAUAUCACCAUCGUGCCUGGAUGUUGAUGAAUGUGCUGUAGGAUCAGACUGUGAUGAGCAUGCUUCUUGCCUUAAUACAAAUGGAUCCUAUGUAUGUUCAUGCAUCCCACCGUACACAGGAAAUGGUAAAAAAUGUGCAGAGCCCAUAAAAUGCAAGGAUCCAGGAAAUCCAGAAAAUGGUCAUUCUUUUGGUGAAAUUUUCAGUGUGGGCAGUGAAGUUACUUUCUCCUGUGAGGAGGGCUACCAGCUGAUGGGAGUAUCGAAACUCACAUGUUUGGACUCUGGGGAAUGGAAUCAUUUGAUACCAUACUGUGAAGCUGUAACCUGUGGUGGGCCAGUUACUCCUGAAAAUGGUGGUGUCGAGGGCUCAAUCUUUACAUUUGGCAAUAAGGUGACAUACAGUUGUAAUAAAGGAUACAGUCUGGUUGGUGGAAAAGAAGCAUUGUGCCUUGCUAGUGGCACUUGGAGUCAUUCUCCUCCCAAAUGUGAAUUAGUAAAAUGUUCUAGUCCGCAGGACAUUGUAAAUGGAAAAUAUAUACUGAGUGGUGUUACCUAUCUAUCUACUGCAUCAUAUUCAUGUGAUAGUGGAUACAGCUUGCAGGGCACUGCAGUACUCCAUUGUGAAGCCUCAGCACAAUGGAAUGAAGUUCCACCGAGCUGUGAACUUGUCUCCUGUGGACCCCCUCCUGCCAUCAAAGAUGCUGCCACUAGCUGGAAUAACUUUACUUUUGGAAACACGGUCACUUACACAUGUAAAGAAGGUUACACCCUUGUUGGCCCUGAAACCAUUGAAUGCUUGGCUAAUGGUAAGUGGAGUGUCAGCAACCAGCAGUGUCUGGCCGUUUCCUGUGACGAGCCCCCAAACGUGGACCACGCAUCCCCAGAAACUGCUCAUCGCUUGUUUGGCGACAUAGCCUUUUAUUACUGCUCUGACGGUUACAGCUUGGCCGACAAUGCCCAGCUUCUCUGUAAUGCGCAGGGGCACUGGGUACCCCCCGAAGGCCAGGAAAUGCCCCACUGUAUCGCUGACUUCUGUGAAAAGCCCCCAGCUGUUUCCUAUAGCAUAUUAGAGUCCGUGAGCAAAGCCAAGUUUGCUGCUGGCUCCUCCGUGAGCUUUAAGUGCACGGAAGGCUUUGUCUUGAACACCUCGGCUAAGAUUGAGUGUGUGCGGGGAGGGCACUGGAACCCUUCUCCCUUGACGAUCCAGUGCAUCCCUGUCCGGUGUGGGGAGCCCCCAAGCAUCAAGAAUGGCUACGCAAGUGGAGGCAAUUACAGUUUCGGAGCUGUGGUGGCGUAUAGCUGCAACAAGGGAUUCUACAUCAAAGGGGAGAAGAAGAGCACCUGUGAAGCCACAGGGGAAUGGAGCGGCCGCACACCCACCUGCCACCCUGUGUCUUGCAGUGAACCCCCCAAAGUUGAGAAUGGACUUGUGGAGCACAUGACCGGGCGAGUCUUUGAGAGCGAAGUGAGGUAUCAGUGUAACCCUGGAUACAAGUUGUUGGGAAGUCCUGGGUUUGUCUGCCAAGCCAAUCGCCAUUGGCAUAGUGAGUCCCCUCCAUCCUGCAUCCCCCUCAGUUGUGGAAAACCUCCACCCAUCCAGCAUGGCUACGCCAAGGGUGAGAACUUUGAGGUGGGAUCCAAAGUGCAGUUUUUCUGCAGUGAGGGCUAUGAACUUAUGGGAGAUGCCACUUGGACAUGCCAGAAAUCUGGGAAGUGGAACAAGAAGCUGAACCCAAAAUGCGUGCAAGCAAAAUGUCCAGAGCCACCCCUGGUGGAAAAUCAGCUUGUCUUAAAGGAGCUGGUCAAUGAUGUGGGAGUGGUGCAGUUUUCCUGUAAGGAGGGCCAGGUCUUACAGGGCUCCUCUGUUCUCAAGUGCUUGCCAUCACAGCAGUGGAAUGACUCUUUUCCUGCAUGCAAGACAGUGCUGUGCUUCCCUCCUCCACUCAUUUCUUUUGGUGGCCCCACCCCUUCUUCUGCACUGCAUUUUGGGAGCAUGGUCAAGUAUUCCUGUGUGGAUGGUUUUUUCCUCAGGGGGGACGUUACCAUCUCCUGUCAAUCUGAUGGCACGUGGAGCUCGCCGCUCCCAGAAUGCAUCCCAGUAGAAUGCCCCCAGCCUGAGGAAAUCCUCAAUGGAAUUGUGGAUGUGCAAGGUCUUGACUACCUCAGCACAGCACUGUAUACCUGUAAGCCAGGUUUCGAAUUGAUGGGAAACACAACCAUCCUGUGUGGAGAAAGCGGACAGUGGCUCGGAGGCAAACCAGUCUGUAAGCCCAUUGAGUGCCCCAAGCCUAGGAAGAUUUUGAAUGGCAAAUACUCGUACACAAACCUGCACUAUGGACAGACCAUUACCUAUUCCUGUGACCGGGGCUACAGGCUCGUAGGGCCCAAUGUGCUAGUCUGCCUGGAGACAGGAGAUUGGGACAUCGUCAUUCCAUCUUGCAGCGCCAUACUCUGUGAGCCCCCUCAACCCAUUGAGAAUGGCUUUGUUGAAGGUGCAGAUUACAGCUUUGGGGCUAUGAUCAUCUACAGCUGUUUCCCAGGAUUCCAGUUGGCAGGUCAUGCUAUGCAGACCUGUGAAGAGUCGGGAUGGUCCAGCUUUACUCCCACAUGCCUCCCCACAGACUGUGGCCUUCCCCCUCAUAUAGACUUUGGGGAGAGCAUGAAGAUCAAAGGGGGUGCAAGACAUUUUGAUCCUGAGGAGGAGGUCAUGGAAGUGUCCUAUCAUGCUCCCAGCCUGCCUCACCACCCUGGGCUGAUGGCGAAAGGGUCGGCUUUGAUAGAACCGGUUGCUGCGCCGUUGUCAAACUUUUUAUAUGGCUCCGUGGUUUUGUACACUUGUGACCCGGGGCAUGAACUCUUAGGAAAUCCUGUGCUGAUUUGUCAGGAGGAUGGAACUUGGAAUGGCAGCGCUCCUGCUUGUCUGUCCAUAGAAUGUAGCCUGCCCACCCCUCCACAGAAUGGCUUUUUACAUUUUACCGAGAAUAUCUUGGGCAGUUCAUUGCAAUAUAGCUGUAAACCUGGGCAUGUGCUGGUGGGCUCUGACACAAGACUCUGCCUUUCCACGAGACAGUGGAGUGAUGCUCCCCCAACCUGUGAGGCCAUAUCAUGUAACAAGCCCAGCCAGCUAAUGAACGGAUCUGUCAGAGGAAGGAACUACACGUACAUGAGCGUGGUGCGCUAUGCAUGCGAUCCUGGGUAUGAGCUGAAUGGCUCAGAGAGGAGAACGUGCCAGGAAGAUCAGAAGUGGGAUGGAAAUGAGCCCAUUUGUAUUCCUGUUUCCUGCGGCCCUCCCCCUGUUUCAGAGAACGGCCAGGUGAGCGGUGACGAAUACACCUUCCAGAGAGAAAUCGUGUACAGUUGCAAGGAAGGAUUCCUGUUGGAUGGAACCAGGAACCAAACUUGCUUGGCCAAUGGACACUGGAGUGGGGCCCCACCCACCUGCGUGGCUGUCAAAUGUACUGCCCCACUUCCCCUUGAAAAUGGAGAGGUGAAAGGCCUGGAACAUGGCUUUGGGAAAGAAGUUGAGUAUCAGUGCCAGGAGGGCUUCGUGUUGCAGGGGGCACCCAAACUAACCUGCCAAGUGGACGGCACCUGGGACGCGGAGCCUCCUCACUGUGAGCCAGUCAGCUGCGGGCCUCCUGAAGACCUCUCCCAUGGCUUCCUCAAUGGCUCCUCCUUCACAUAUGGGGACCAGGUGGAAUACAUGUGCUUUCCCGGGUAUGAGCUGCUUGGAAGUCCUGUACGUCACUGUCUUGCCAGUGGCUCCUGGAGUGGCAUCCUCCCUUCCUGCCUGCCCUGCAAGUGCCCCCCACCACUGAUUCAAAAUGGAGUGGUCACUGGGAAGGAUUUCAGCUGUGGCCAGAGGGCCCGCUUUCAGUGCCUUGAGGGCUUCAAACUCCUGGGACCUUCUGAAAUAGUCUGCAAAGCGGCCGGCAAAUGGAGUUCUGGCUUUCCGCACUGCGGGCGUCUCUCUUGCGGCUCUCCCCCGACGAUCCCGAAUGCCUUCAUCAAUGGAAGUGGCUCACUGGAGGAUAAUGCGAUAACAUACAACUGUGUGACCGGCUAUAGGAUGCAAGGGAUGUCCGACCUGAUUUGUACAGAGACAGGGCUGUGGAGUGAGCCAUAUCCCAACUGUGAGCUCCUCUCCUGUGGACCACCACCUUCUGUUCCAAAUGCCACUAUGACUGGAGACACUCACACCUAUGGAAGUAAAGUUCAGUACAGAUGUCUAGAAGGUUAUGUGAUGGAAUCGGACACAGACACGUCUAUGUGCCUGAAAGAUGGACAUUGGUCCCCCAAGAGUAUUUCCUGUAGUUCUAAGAAAUGUCCCAUGCCAACAAAUAUGACACAUGUGCUUAUUGAAGGGGAUGACUUCAGUAUAAACAAUCGCAUUUCUGUGUCAUGCACAGAAGGCUACAUAUUUUUGGGAACAAACAUAUCAACGUGUCAGCUUGAUGGAACCUGGGAUCCCCCUUUUUCUGAUGAUUCCUGUGCCCCAGUUUCCUGUGGAAGACCUGAAACACCAGAUCAUGGGCUCAUAGUUGGCACAAAGUACAGCUUCAAAAAUUCAAUUCGGUAUCAAUGUGAAGCAGGCUACGAAUUAGAAGGGGAUGGUGAGCGUGUCUGCCAAAAAAACAAACAAUGGAGUGGAGUCCUGGCUGUGUGCAAAAGGGCCUCCUGUGGACCCCCAGAGGACAUAGAAAAUGGUUCAGUGCAAGGUCAGGCCUUCUUGUUUGAAGAUGAAGUCCUCUACACGUGCAAUCAAGGUUAUGAACUUCAGGGCCCCAGCAGGAGAAUCUGCCACGUCAAUAAAAAAUGGAGCCCUUCGGCACCUACGUGUGUGAGUAUCGUAUGUGAGUCACCACCUUCCGUAGAAAAUGCCUUCUUCACUUCUAUGGGAAAUGCCUAUCAGAACAGCAUUGCCUUUGUAUGCAAUUCCGGUUACCACCUGGUUGGACCAUCAAACAUUACUUGCCUCGCCAAUAGGACCUGGAGUAGACCUUUUCCAUCUUGUGAAGAGACCAAGUGUGAAGUUCCACUUGGGCUGGUGAAUGGGAAGGCUGUGUAUGAAAAUAACACUGUCGGCAGUAAAGUGACCUACUCCUGCAAUAGAGGAUAUAGCUUGGAAGGAGAGCAUAGUGCUGAAUGCACAGCCAGUGGAAUUUGGACCUACCCAGCACCUUUCUGCAAACCAAAUCCCUGCCCCGUGCCUUUCAUAAUCCCUGAGAAUGCUGUUCUUUCUGAGACGGAAUUUUAUGUGGGUCAGAACCUAUCUGUCAAGUGCAGGGAGGGCUAUAUGCUUCAGGGACAAGCUGUUAUUACCUGUAGCCCAGAUGAGACUUGGACACCAACAAGUGCUAAAUGUGAAAAAAUCUCUUGUGGACCUCCAACUCAUAUAGAAAAUGCCAUUGCUCGAGGAACCAGUUAUCAGUAUGGAGACUUGAUUACCUAUUCAUGUUAUAGUGGCUAUAUGUUAGAGGGCUCCCUUAGAAGUGUUUGCUUAGAAAACCGAACCUGGACAUCACCACCAACUUGCCGAGCUGUCUGCCGAUUCCCUUGUCAAAAUGGAGGAGUCUGCCAACGACCAAAUGCAUGCACUUGCUCAGAAGGUUGGAUGGGACGUCUCUGUGAAGAACCCAUAUGCAUCCUGCCCUGCCUGAAUGGCGGUCACUGUGUGGCACCUUACCAAUGUGAUUGUCCAGCUGGAUGGACUGGUUCUCGCUGUCAUACAGCUGUCUGCCAGUCUCCCUGCUUAAAUGGUGGAAAAUGUGUAAGACCAAAUCGAUGCUACUGCCUCUCAGCUUGGACAGGCCAUGAUUGUUCCCGGAAAAGGAAGUCUGGGUUCUCACCUUUUUAAACACAAGACAGUGGCUCACACAAAAGAAUGGGAUUAUCUCUUCAGGGAAAACCCUAAGUAUUCUGGAACUUCUGCAUUGUAAAUCCCACGAGGUGCUGAGUUUUUUGAAUUUUUUUGUCGUGGAUUUUUAUUUUGUGAUAUAUUUUCCUAUACUUUUCCAUUUCUAAAAAAUAUGCCUGUAUUUUCAUAUAUGAAAGUAUAUUAAGUAUAUGCUGCUACACACACAAAAAUAUACAAGCUCUGCUGUCUGUUGGGAAAAUUCCUUGUAUACAUUUGGUCAUUGUUUUCAACUCCUUGAUUAUGGUUUGUUAAUUAAAAUAUAUUUUACUGCUAAUUAAUGUAGUGCUGUAAAUUUGCCAUAGCAUGAGUUUGUUAAACCCAAGAUAUAAUCCAGAGGCUGAAUUGUAGACAAUCAGGAGGAUUAAUGAUUGAUAAAUUUAUCCCAUCAUUCUCUGAUAGCAGGUUCUUAUUCCAUGUGCCUCCUUAGGGAGUUGAGAGACCCAGCAUGGAUGAGUGCCAGACACUCUGCAUAUCCACAUACAUUCAUUUCCUUUGAGAUACUGUAACAAUAAAAUUU
Molecule: messenger RNA, 11942 nt
Organism: Tachyglossus aculeatus (Australian echidna)
Lineage: Eukaryota; Metazoa; Chordata; Mammalia; Monotremata; Tachyglossidae
Gene: SVEP1
Product: sushi, von Willebrand factor type A, EGF and pentraxin domain containing 1
Exons: 50
Coding region: 179-11365 (3728 amino acids)
Molecular function (GO): calcium ion binding
Source: RefSeq, a predicted model, not a curated record